AUGGAUUCUGAUAUUUGUAGGGAUAUGUCUACAACAAAUAUCACUUUCAUAGUUGACUUGGAUGUAACAAGGGAUGAUUUGAUUAUCAAGGUUCGUGUCAUAAACCAUUGGAAGGAGAUGUCUUUCUACAACAAGAAUGAAAUAUGGUCCAUUGAAUUAAUCUUGGUCGAUGAACAAGGGAGCAAAAUACAAGCAUCUGUCCCUGAAAAAUUCCUCUAUCAAUUAAAAAAAAUUAAAAGAUGGGAAGAAACCGUUGUUAAAGAAUGUACCCAAUUUAGUGGGCCUAAAUUUGGUUUUUCUUUUGUUGAUUUUCAAUCUGUGUUGUCAAUGGUUCAUCCUCAAAAUUUGUCACUCGAUGUUAUUGGAUUGGUUGUUGUUGUUGGGGAAAUGGCAAGAGAAAGCAUUGAUAAUUCCAAACACAAGAUUCACAUCCAUAUCCAGAAUGAAAAUGGUUUGGAAAUAUGUUUGGUUUUGUGGGGUGAUUAUGCGUACCGGAUGCAAGAGUAUAUACAAGACAAUCCACACAAUCUUCAAAUCAUUGUUAUACUUCAGCUUGCACAAAUUAAUACCAACAGUUUGUCUAAACUGAAGAGUGUGUGGGAAAACACACGGGAAUAUCUGUCAGAUGGAAUUCUUUAUACUCAACAACAGAGAUUAAAGUCUCCAGAACAAAUUUUACUCCGAAACAACACCAGUCUCAAGAACUAUAGAAGGAUGCCUUACCCUGAUGCUAAUUCAGUUUCAUCUUCAAACAAUCGUCUGAUAACUGAGGAACUCGAUUAUCACAUACCAAAUUUAAAGAAUGAGUUUGAUCGUCUUUUUGUUUCAUUAACAGACGAGCAACGCAACAUUUUCCUUGAUAUCAUGACUACGGUUAAAGAUAAUAAGGGAGGUGUAUUCAUUAUUUAUGGUUAUGGUGGAAAGGGUAAGACAUUUCUUUGGAAGACAAUUUCUGCAGCCAUUAGAUCCGAAGGUGAGAUUGUUUUAAAUGUAGCUUCAAGCGGGAUCGCUUCAUUAUUAUUGACUGGAGGCAGGACAGCACACUCUCGGUUUAUAAUACCCAUUAAUCUUAACGAGGAUUCUUACUAUAGAAUAAAUCCAGAUAGUGAUCUUGCCAAUUUAGUAAGAAAAACCUCAUUGAUCAUCUGGGAUGAAGCACCUAUGGUACACAAGCAUGCAUUUGAAGCUUUAGAUCGAACUUUGAUGGAUAUAUUAUGGCGUUUCAAUCCUACGAACUCGAAUACUCCAUUUGGAGGAAAGUGGUUGUUUUUUGAGGUGAUUUCAGACAAAUUCUGCCUGUUGUUUUGGGUGGCAGUAGACAAAACAUUGUUAAUGCUUCUUUAA
Lactuca sativa (garden lettuce) is the source of this 1344-nucleotide messenger RNA. The record is from RefSeq and is a predicted model, not a curated record. Lineage: Eukaryota; Viridiplantae; Streptophyta; Magnoliopsida; Asterales; Asteraceae.